This is a messenger RNA of Fomitiporia mediterranea MF3/22, 2717 nucleotides long. Its product is annotated as kinase-like protein. The transcript has 15 exons. The record is from RefSeq and is a predicted model, not a curated record. Gene Ontology annotation, molecular function: protein kinase activity; ATP binding. Bases 180 to 2573 code for a protein of 797 amino acids. NCBI's taxonomy places the organism in Eukaryota, Fungi, Basidiomycota, Agaricomycetes, Hymenochaetales, Hymenochaetaceae. Gene Ontology annotation, biological process: protein phosphorylation; cell surface receptor signaling pathway.
AUGAUGAACGUCGAUCUCUGCAAGCAGUAUGGCCGUGGCAGGACAAGUCAGAGUCAAGAGGGAAGACCAGAGGGCAGUCUGAGCACUCAGAGCAAUGGGCACGGGCCAAGAAGCGGGUGUCCUGUGCGAUCAGAAGCACACUUGGAAUUAGUUUGGAUGCACCUCAUGAUUACCCAGAAAUGAACGCCGAGGUUCUCAGUUUCUCCCCUGCUCCUGGCUUAGAGGAAGCGGGUCGCGUAUUAUUGACCAUUUGGGACUCUCUGCAACACGUAGAGACAAAUAGACUUGCCUGUCUACGGCUAACAGAACGCUGCGCUGAUAUCCUACUGUCCAUUCGUGAAGAGAUAUUUGAAGCUGGUGAUCAAGUCGGCGAAGGGUUGACAGUUCCGAUACAGAAACUUGUCUUGGCAUUUAAAGCUGUGCGGAUUCUUCUCGAAAAGCAGGCUCAUAAGCCUUCCCUUAAACGCUUUUUGGAGCGAGAUGAUGUAUUACGCGGUAUCAGUCGCUGCGACGCCGCCUUGAGUGAUGCUCUAAGUUUAUUUUCGCUAUCAAUUCAAAUACGGACGCUACGCGAGCUACAAGUCGCAGCGACACAACGGAGGGUUGAUACCGAGACUCUUAUUGCGUCGCUUGUGCCGCAGCUAUCGGAACCUGACAUCGACGCUGCUCCAAAUAAAAAAUCAAUUGAACUCGCUCAGGAACCCAAUUGGACAAUUACUCGCUAUGAAGUCAAUCUACAGUCGAAGCUCGGUUCUGGGUAUUUUUCUGAGGUGCACCGUGCUCGCUGGAGGGAACAGACAGUUGCAGUAAAGAUUCUCACGCUAACAACGCCAUGGAAUUUUUUUAUCAGUGAGAUGGCCGCCUGGUGGAGGCUUCGGCAUCCCAAUGUAGUUCGCCUGCUUGGCGCGAACUCCGCAAAAUCUGACCCACCAUGGUUUCUUGUUAGCCCGUUCAUGAAGAACGGAAAUCUCAUUGACUACAUGCGCUCCUCUGAGCAGUUGAUAGAUGGUCCAUUUGAGCAGAGAGCGAUGCAUGAGAUUGCAAAAGGCAUGGAGUACCUUCACCAACAAGGUGUGAUCCAUGGAGCCCUGAAGGGAACGAAUGUGCUGAUCGACGACGAUGGGCGUUGUGUCUUGUCGGAUUUUGGCCAGAGCGAAAUGAAGAGUGAAGUUUAUCGUUUAAGCAGCACUCCUCCACGCGGGGCUCUGCGGUGGCGAGCACCGGAGAUAAUUGAUGAAAGUUUCCCUGACAAAGUCACGCGUCAAGUUGAUGUGUAUGCAUAUGCGAUUGUCUGUGUGGAGAUCCUGGGCCAUGGUACUCUACCGUGGGGUGAUGUAAACGAUGACACAUACAGGCGUCUUGUGGUCGAAGAGGACAAGCGACCAUCUAUUGCAUUCCCAAAUGCAUCGAAAAGCAUUCUGGCAAUCAUCGACUUGUGCUGGCAGCGGGACCCUUCCAUUAGGCCAACUUUCCAGGAUAUCGUUUGCGAGAUUGAGAAUCCAGGUUCAAGUAAAAUAUUUAGAGGGAAAGCCAAGCUCAUCGACGACGAUUCCGAACGGAAUCAGUCGCAGGAUGGACCUGACAGCACACUCCAGAGGACAUUGGCAAAACUGACUCAUCUUGAUCUAACCGGUCGCGUCCAGUACAAUACCACUGUUAUGCAUGCAAACGGGGGCUAUUGUGAUGUAUUUGUCGGCACUAUUCCUACUCUACCUCAUGAAGGUCCAUCCGAUAAAUCAGCUCUCAUAUUAACAUCGAAGGUUGCCGUCAAGCGAAUGCGUAUUCACAUAUAUAAGGAACGGGACUUCGACAAGCUUUUCGCAAAAGAGUUAUAUGUAUGGUCAAAGCUUAAACACCCGAAUAUCUUACCGCUUCGAGGAUUCGCACUGGAAGGAGCCUACCCGCUUGUAAUUUCAGAGUGGAUGGAAAAUGGGACACUACGAGAGUAUUUGCAAGUCCACCCGAAUUGUAAUGCCGAGCCUAUGAUAGUCGGGAUUGCCAAAGGUUUAGACUACUUGCAUGGAUUGGGUAUUAUACAUGGUGAUCUUAAAGCAGAUAAUGUACUGAUUAGCAGUCAUGGGGAGCCGCUUAUCUGCGAUUUUGGCAUUUCAAAAAUGCUAUCCGCUUCUCUUACUAUAGCAGCAGCAAGUUCGGGAGGGAUGAAGGGAUCCUUACGGUGGAUGGCAUAUGAACUCUUCGACUUGUCCAGCAAUGGACAACUUACUAAAGAAUCAGAUAUUUGGGCAUUUGGCAUGACUGUCUAUGAAGUGCUUUCACGAGAACUGCCAUACGCUCGUUUCAGAAAUGACAUGCAGGUGAUGCAUGCUAUCAUAAAGCAUGUCUUACCUUCUUGUCCUGCUGGAUAUGAUAGUUGGUCACAUUUCUUAAAAACCAUGUGGAAAAUUUGUGAAAGUUGUUGGAUAUUACCUCCGGAGAAUCGAAUAACUAUAAUAGGUAUAACAAACUUUUUGCACUCAUCGGGAUAUACGAACGCCAUCACCGGCAGCACUGAAAGUGGACAUGAUGCAAUCCCCCUGUCUGGUAGUGGAGCCUCAAAACCUGAUAUACCUUAGCUGGUUAAGAGACCUCGAGCAGACGAGAUGCCGUAGCACAAGUCGAUAUCUCUGGACGUCUGAGACUUUCAUCCACUAUGGGCGACUUUUCACUCUGGCGCCAGUUAAUCUAUUCACCCCUUCCACCCCCUUUUAGACAUUAUG